UCCGUUUCUAACAUACAUGUAUAUAUAUGUGGGAGUGGGAUAGACAACCAUCAAACUCAGGUCUUCCUAGUCUAUAGUUAUUAGCCCAUCCGCAAGACUAGAAAGAUGAGUUUCUGCUAUUACCACCUCCGCGUUCUGUCGUUACUACUGUUUUUGUUUCUUGGAAUCAACAAUGCAAUGCCGGAACUUGAAGAAUACAAGACUUACAUAGUCCAUAUGGACCAUUCACAUAAACCAUCGUCAUUCUUGACCCAUGAAUCUUGGCACCGAGCCACCCUGAGAGCAUUGUCAAAUCCGGUUGAUGACAAAGAGAUGCUGCUUUAUUCAUACAACCAUGCCAUGCAGGGGUUCAGUGCCAGGCUCACACCAUCUCAAGUAUCAGAAAUCAAGAAAUCUCCAGCUCAUAUUGCCAUACACGAGGAGAGAUUCGGCAGGUUGUUCACCACUCACUCCCCUCAGUUUCUUGGAUUAAAGCAUUCUUCUGGGUUGUGGAAUGCGUCAUCAUAUGGUGAAGGUGUGAUCAUAGGAAUGAUUGAUUCAGGAGUCUGGCCUGAGAGUGAAAGUUUCAACGAAAAAGGUAUGCCACCAAUUCCCACGAGGUGGAAGGGCAAGUGCCAGAAUAGUACAAGUCAUUUUCGUUGCAAUAAAAAGCUUAUUGGUGCCCAAGUAUUUAUCAAAGGUAUUCAAGCUGCUGGUAAAACAGACUCCCGAGACGAUUCACCAAGAGACUUCUUGGGACACGGAACACACACAUCAUCUACUGCCGCUGGUAACCAUGUACCAGGUGCAAGUCAAUUUGGAUAUGCAAAGGGCACAGCCAGAGGAAUUGCACCACGUGCACAUGUAGCUAUGUACAAAGUCUCAUCUGGAGGAUAUAUUGUAGAAAGUGAUGUUCUUGCUGCUAUGGAUCAGGCGGUUGCAGAUGGUGUUGACAUCAUGUCAUUAUCUCUAGGUUUUGAUCAGACACCUUAUUUCCAAGAUAUCAUAGCCAUUGCUUCUCUUUCAGCAAUUGAGAAGGGGAUUGUUGUUGUUUGCUCUGCUGGGAAUGAUGGAGCACCUAAUACUACGCACAAUGCAGCACCAUGGAUUACAACUGUUGGGGCUGGGACACUUGAUCGGAGUUUCUCUGCGACAGUGACUUUGGGGAAUGACCUAACCUUCGAAGGAAAAUCAGAGUUCCCAGACCGUGUUAUAGUUGGAGAUACACCUUUGUACUAUGGAAAAGGUGAUUUUAACAAAACAAUAUGCAGCUAUGGAGCAUUGAAUGAGAGCGAAGUCUUUGGAAAGGUUGUCAUCUGUGACAACACUAACAGGUUUAGCAUUUUUGAACAAGCGGACGAGCUUGCAAGAGUUAGUGCAGCUGCAGGAAUACUUAUGGAAGCUUGGACCCUUUAUGGCGUUGAUGGACUCAGCAUUCCCAGCCUGGUUUUACCAACUUCUUCCGGUGCUUUGAUUAGAAAGUAUGCCAUAGGGGCAGCUGGUGAGGCAAAGGUAAAAAUCAUGAGAUUCGUGCUCACAAGUUUCGGCACCAAGCCAGCACCACAAGUGGCUGAGUUCUCCUCAAAAGGACCAGACCCACUUAACCCAAACAUUCUAAAGCCAGAUAUUAUUGCUCCAGGGGUCCGAGUGUUGGCUGCAGUCCCACCAAUAAUUCCAGUCGGAAUACUUGGCAACCAUGAAUUGGCUUCAGAUUAUGCAUUAUUUUCAGGCACAUCAAUGUCAGCACCUCAUGUUGCUGGAGUGGCAGCUUUACUGAAAGCUGUUCACCCUGAAUGGAGCCCAGCAGCUAUCCGUUCAGCUUUGAUGACCACAGCAGAUACUAUUGACAACAAUGGAACUACUUUGACAAAUGAACUGACUAACCUUCCCGGAACACCUCUAGAUUUUGGGGCAGGUCAUAUCAAUCCAAACAAAGCCAUGAAUCCCGGACUCAUCUAUGACAUAGAUUGGCAGGGUUAUGUUGAUUUCUUAUGUGGCCUAGGCUACAACGACACAGAGAUGAGAGCUAUUCUUAGACAAAGCCAAUGGAAUUGCAGCCAAGAGGGAACUGACCUAAACUACCCAUCCUUUGUUGCCAUAUUUAGCAAAAAUGCUAGCUCCCCAAAUGUAAAGAACUUUACCAGGGUUGUGACAAAUGUGGGAGAUGACCAAUCAGUUUACCAGGCCAUUGCAAAAACUACCAAUGGAAUGUCAAUCAUUGUAGAGCCAACCACUCUAACCUUCACAAGCAAAUAUCAAAAGCAAAGUUAUGUUGUGAGUGUACAGAUGGAUGGAAAAGCUCCUCCAGUGGCCUACGGUUAUCUGAAUUGGGUUGAUCAAAAUAGCCACAUCGUUGCAAGCCCUGUGGUAGUCCUGAAUUUCUAACUGAGAUUGUUAGCAUAAUUAUUGAUCUCUAAAUCCUGUUAUUGUUUUUCCUCUUGUUUCUUAUCGGGUAAAUCUUGAAGAUUUAAGCCUUAUGACAGAUCAGUCACAGAUUCAUGUUGAAAUAAUGUUCUUGGUAGAAGACAAAUAAUGCUUCCAAUUUCUUAAUUCUAUAUGAACAAGCAAACCUGAACUGGAAUUUGGAGAUCUAUAUUAUUCAUAACAACCACAUAUAUUGGCAGUAGAAUCAUUCAGGAAAUUUUAUUCUUUUCUAACGAAAAAAAUGAACAACAAGGAUCUGUCUCUUAACCUUGUCCAACAAGGAUCUGGCUAUAUAUUAUUUUUGUUACAGGGAACAAAAAACCCUAGGCCCUCAAGAUUAUCAAGAAAACAUUUUGAUAUCUACAUGGAUCAUUGCCAAACUGAUAGGUAUAAAUGCCUAAUAAAAGCUAUCACUGAAGGUUCCUUCUGUCUCAAACUAAUGAAGUGUAAAAGGAAUCUAUGCUAACUCUAUAACUCGGUUUUCUGCUUUAUUCUGGAAACGGUGAAGCAGUACAACAAUGUGAAACAUAUUGGCAAGGAUUAAUCACCAGUCACCACCUUCUAGUUGCUUCUUUAAUUCUUGCACAGCUGCAUGACAUAGAAAUAGAUUGAUAUUAGCUAGUUCAC
Molecule: messenger RNA, 3030 nt
Organism: Durio zibethinus
Lineage: Eukaryota; Viridiplantae; Streptophyta; Magnoliopsida; Malvales; Malvaceae
Source: RefSeq, a predicted model, not a curated record